Molecule: messenger RNA, 1116 nt
Organism: Sciurus carolinensis (gray squirrel)
Lineage: Eukaryota; Metazoa; Chordata; Mammalia; Rodentia; Sciuridae
Product: putative olfactory receptor 2W6
Exons: 1
Coding region: 1-1116 (371 amino acids)
Biological process (GO): G protein-coupled receptor signaling pathway
Cellular component (GO): membrane
Molecular function (GO): olfactory receptor activity; G protein-coupled receptor activity
Source: RefSeq, a predicted model, not a curated record
AUGCGCCUUCAGGACGCGGUGCAGUUUGCGGAGCUCCUGGCCAAGCUCCCAGCCUCUGAGGGCGGUCCCGCGCUGCCCCAGGCCUUGCGUGGUGCGGUCUUCCUCCCCGAAAGACCGCAGCUGGGUCUUUCUCCCGACAGGCGGCGAGCGGUCGCGGGGGAUGGGAGGCAGAACGCGAGUGCUCCUGAGGGCUUCAUCCUGGAGGGCUUCAUCCUGGUGGGCUUCUCCGACCGCCCGCAGCUGGAGCUGGCGCUCUUCGUGGCGGCGCUGGCCUUCUAUCUGCUCACGCUCCUGGGCAACGCGGCCAUCGUCCUGCUCUCCGCCCUGGACUCCCGGCUGCACACGCCCAUGUACUUCUUCUUGGCUAACCUCUCCUUCCUGGACGUGUGCUUCACCACCGGCUCCGUCCCGCAGAUGCUCUACAACCUCCGGGGCCCCGACAAGACCAUCAGCUACGUGGGCUGCGCCGUCCAGCUCUUCUUCGUGCUGGCCCUGGGCGGGGUGGAGUGCGUGCUCCUGGCGGUCAUGGCCUACGACCGCUACGCCGCCGUCUGCAGGCCGCUGCACUACACGCUCAUCAUGCACCCGCGCCUCUGCGGGCAGCUGGCCUCGGCGGCCUGGCUGAGCGGCUUCGGCAACUCCCUGGUAAUGGCACCCCAGACCUUGCUGCUGCCGCGCUGUGGGCACAGGAGGGUGGACCACUUUCUCUGUGAGAUGCCGGCGCUCAUUGGCAUGGCCUGCGUGGACACCACGACCCUGGAGGCGCUGGCCUUUGCCCUGGCCAUCUUCAUCAUCCUGGCCCCGCUCGGGCUCAUCCUCACCUCCUACGGCCACAUCGCCAGGGCCGUGCUGCGCAUCCGGUCGGCGGCCGGGCGGAGAAAGGCCCUCAACACCUGCAGCGCACACCUGGCGGUGGUCUCGCUCUUCUACGGCACCAUCAUCUACAUGUACCUCCAGUCCGCGAACGCCUACUCCCAGGACCAGGGCAAGUUCCUCACUCUGUUCUACACGAUCGUCACGCCCAGUGUGAACCCCCUGAUCUACACCCUGAGGAACAAGGACGUGAGAGAGGCCGUGAAGAAGGUACUGGGGAAGGGGCGCGCUCCCGUGCAAUAG